CUUGUGAAAGGAGUAGAAUUCCUUGAAGAUGGUUGAAACUAAUGAUGACUAUCUGAAACGCUUGGGUAUAAAUAUGCACAACUUGGAAAGAGAAAUGAAUUCAGCUGUUGUAAAAGAAUCUAGAUAUUGGAUUGAAAAUGAUGCUAAAAUUAGAGCUGUUCAACAAGGUGUUCCGACAUAUGAUGAUUUCAAGGAGUUGGUCGCUGGAUGCCAUUUGAAACCUUUAGAGCGAUCAGAACUGAUUAAUUCUUCUAGUAAAAAGUCCUCUUGGAAUUAUUCUGCUACGCUAGUGAAUAACAGUACCACAUCUUUUGAACCGAAGUCAAACUCAAGCAUAAAUACAAAAACAUGUACAACUCCACAAGAAUUUCUAUCCCACUGGCGUCAGAUUAAAUCAUCCCCCGUAUUGACUGAUGAUAAUGAUAGGCAUAGCUAUUUAUUCGAGUUAUUAUUUAAUCAAAAAGAUGAAUUAAUGGAAAGCCUUUUUCAUACUGGAUUAGGUGUCUCUUUUUUACCUGAUGUGCUGACAAUACUGGAUCAUGCACUGAUUCAGGCAGAUAACGUAUCAUCAUCAUCACCACCAACAUCAGAUGACAACAAUAGUUAUCAUAUAAUCUGUCAAGUAUUUAGGAUACUUAGAAAUUUUCAAAAAUCUAAACAAUUCCCUGUAGCUGUUGAUUGUUUAUUGGAUAAUGAAAUCAAAGUAGCACAUCAGCUUCUUUAUCGACUGAAAAGGAUUGGAAAUAAAUUUAACAUAUUUGAAGGUAAAGAAGAAGCUCUAAGGAAACUUUUUCACGCUUUUAAUUGUAAUGAUGAUGAAAAGGAUACUUAUUAAACUGACAUUUUUAUUGCAUUCUAAUGCUCAGUUGGCAGCUAAUUUCUUUCUUUGUUUUUUCAAAGGUUUUGUUUCCAGUUCAUUCCAUAUCGUCAUAUCCUCCUGUGAUUCUUUCAGUAAUAUUAUUAGUUUGUUUUUAUGAUUAACGUAACUGUACAUUCAAAGCCCUUUUGCAAAUCUGUAUUAUUUACACACGUUAGGUUUUACAGGAUAUGAUUUUAAAAGUAAUACUAGUAAUGAAAAUAAUAUUUGUAAUAUAAACGAAUACAUUUUUGAUGGU
Messenger RNA from Trichobilharzia regenti, 1115 nucleotides. The record is from the annotation of a GenBank genome assembly. NCBI's taxonomy places the organism in Eukaryota, Metazoa, Platyhelminthes, Trematoda, Strigeidida, Schistosomatidae.